This is a messenger RNA of Klebsormidium nitens, 4134 nucleotides long. The record is from the annotation of a GenBank genome assembly. Lineage: Eukaryota; Viridiplantae; Streptophyta; Klebsormidiophyceae; Klebsormidiales; Klebsormidiaceae.
AUGCAAUCAACCCCAGGAUUCAGUCUGGCCCGACUGAACAUUUCCAGUCAGAGGGAGGUUAGCUGUGGCAACAUUAUUGUAGAUCCACAAGCCUACGGAGCCGACCCCGCCAAUUCACUAGCUACCAAGUGCCCGCUUUGCAAACAAACACUUGUGACAAAGGACUACCAACUCACAUUCCGGAAAAACCAUGCACUGAAGGGCUUUGCAAUCAGCUCACCCGAAUCGGUUGCCAAGGGUCAGAAAAAGCGCUGGCCUCUUUGUCUUGAGUGCGUAAAGCGGCAUUUUGGUCCUGUCACCCAGUGUGCUGCCAAGCUCACAAUUAGCGUAGCAAGGACCAACCGGAACUCGGUGGGUUCAGCUGAAGUCUGGUUCCAGCGCGAGAGACUAGGGGGGGCAUGGAGCCAAGUGAAAGAGGUGUCCGGGGGCGAGAUUGGCAAACUGCGAGAGAAGGCAGAGGAGGAACGGCCAGGCGGGCGCCGCAGGACUACUGCAGCGCAAGCAGCGGUGAACAGAGGCCGAAAAGUGGGGGAGACGGCAAUGUCCAGCGCGCAAGUGGAGGGGCAACUUCACUUAGAGAACGGCGAACCGUCCGACGCGGAGGGUUGUCGGACCAUCCUCGACCAAGCUGUGAUGUAUCUCGAUGGCCUCCGAUCAGGAGAGUGCGCUCUUUACAGGGUUGGCGAGCCUGGAUCCGCUAGUCCUGUCUACCUGGCUAGCACUUGGAAUCACAACGCCGCCAGAUCCAAACCUCUCGGGCGCCCUAGCAAAGUGCGCGCAUUGCUUGAGACGGUGCAUCGGGACACGAUGGGAAACCUGAGCUGCACUUGCGAUUGCGGCCGACGGUAUUCCCAGGCGCCGUGCGUGCACAAGCUUGUGCUACAGGCGUUGGAGCCGCCGGGGCUAGCGAGCGCCAUAUCGCUGCAGAGGGGGGCGAGAGUGGUGGAAAUUCCAUGUGACAGGAUCGGGGAGCGGGUUUUCGGGGUGUACUGGAAUGCAGGUUCGCCCUCACCUCAGAGGACGAUGGUCCACCAUGGAGAGGGGGCGCAGAUGGGCUGGUAUUGCGAGGGGAGGAAGAGCGGAUGCAGUAAGACGUCUGACUGCUUGCACAUUCAAAGGGUGAGGGGAGCUUUGAGUCGACCGGGCGGUGUGGACAAACUGAGCAAGUGUUCGUUCUCGGAUGGGCAGCUUGAGCUUGCAAAAGCAUCUUUGAAGGACGGGCUGGGGGAGAGCCGAGGUGGUAACGGCAUAGUGCGCAACGGGCUGUAUGCACCCGAUGCCGAUGUGGACGUCUAUGUGGAGGAGCUGGUCGUUGGCAGUCACGAGAGGGCUGCAUGCAAAGGGUCAAGCUGCUUCUGCAAGCAGCAUCCGAGGGUGUUCGGCGGCGACGCUGAGGUGGCCGUGGAGCCUUGCGCAGCGAGAUGCUGCACGUCUGCACAAACGAACGGAAAGAGGGUUCGAUCGAGGCAAGGAGAAAGCUCCGAUGGCGUCGGGGAGGCGAACAAACGCAGAGGCAAAUCGUUUUGGGUGGCAAAAGGUACAAAAACGGAGGAGCCGGACGCUGCAACGGGCAGCACGGGGGAGGUCGAGUCGGAUGCAGUUGAGGAGGGGGAGCGAAGAACGGAUAGUGCCCCCCAAGUCAAGGACCGGAAUGCGUUCUUAAUCCCGGUGUGUAACAUCUGCGUGUGCCCUUCAAACGUGUGCAAACAUGGUGCCGCUCGGGGCGUUGCGACGGUGUUGCCCAUGGAAGCUGAGGGCGUGCAGCUGGAGGUGCCCAAGCUCGUUCGCCCGACGGAUGCCUGGCAGGUCCACGAUCCCGAGGUGUCGCUGUUGCGGAGGCCCGUUCGAGUCAGCGAGCUCAUGGCCCGAGAUUUCGAAGAGCUGAGCGCAGCAAAGAGUCUCUCCGCACCGUGCCCGCGACGGCCACCCCCUUGCAAGACCCACUGGUCGGGGUUGUGGCAGAGUGCACAGAUAUACGACCUGUAUUGGUCGCAAGAGGUCAAGCUCCGGAUCUACUGCUGCGCAUGCCCCGAGAAGCAUACCGUUCACUUCAACGGGGAGGCGCUCGGAUUGUACGCAUGGACGCGCGGAGUGGUGGUUACGCAAGUUGCCUGUCAGAUCCUGCUGCGGUCCGUUCAGAAGUCGGGAGCUGCUUUCAGCUCGCUCGUUGCAGCUGGCAAUACGGUGCGGCGUCAAUACAACCCCGAUGCGACCACCUUGUCGGAUGAGUGUUGGCGUAAGGCGAGCCUUGGCUUCUUCAAGCUGUGCGGGCGGCAGAUCAUGGAGUGCUGCUCUCUGUGCGGGCCACAUCCGGAGGUCCUUCUGUGCGAUGGCAUCGCGGGGCUUGCUUGCGCUGACGGCACGCGCCAGAAGGGUGGGCUUGCCGGAACAGAUGCAGCCUUGCUUCGUCCGUUCACGGCUCCAAGUCAAGGCUCCGAUGGAGUCAGCGUGCGGAAAGUCAUGGUGGCUGGAAGCCACUACCUGGCGGCGUCUCUUGCGGGAGGGGGCCUGAAAAAGCGUCUCCUGCAUCAGCCCGAGCUCCGGACGCUUCGAGCGCGAUUCAGCGGACACCAUGCUGCUGACCCCGAGCUGGGAAAGACGCCAAGUGCACGAGAGUACGAGGAGCUCCUGGUCGCGCUUGAAAGAGACGACGUGCAGGUUGUCGUGGACUUUGUCCAAGAUCCGGAUGAUGCGGAUGCCGACCCCGUUCUCUUGCACUGGCGUCGACGGAUCCCGAGCCAUCAAGUCGGCCAGAUACGAUCAAAGAACACGGCGGUGUGCGAGCUUCUCAAGGGCGUCCAGGCAGAAGCAUUGCAAGACGGGGCCCGAUGGCCUCCGCACUGCCCCAACAGAUGGGCGGAAUUGCUCUACACCCUCGGGGCGCCGUUUCCGGUCUCGGACGACUCCAACCUCAUCCAGCAUGGGAAGGCCCUGGGAGUGGUCCGCAAGCUUCUGCUAGGGAGAGCCGCAAACGACGACGACAGGGUCGUGCUGGCCGAGCAUUCCCCAAUCCUGCGCCGGUUACUAGACCACUACGGUGACCACUUUCCCCGGUAUUUCCAUCCCGCGCUACACCACCUGUAUCGGUUGACGCUGUUUGCACGGGGAGCGAUGGGGCUUGGGGUUGGACGGGCGGGGUGGGCGUUGUCGGCCAUCGAAGGCCUCGAUGUCUGCGUGUGGCUGGAGCGGGAGCCAAAACCCCUGAGCUUCGAGCAGCAGCAAGCCUUCGACUUCUGGGCGGCCCGGGCGAAUGCUCUUCUCCCAAGGGUCGAAAGCCUGUCCCCUCCAGAUCCGCACGAGUACGCCCUCCUUCCGCCGGAGCGGAUGUUGUUGAACGAGCGGCUCGGUCUCGAGGCGGACGGAUCGGAGCCUGGACCCCUUCCUCCGGACCAUCCCUAUUGUCGUGAGCAACGAGAGCUAGGCUGCUACCCGCUUCCAGGGUGGGAGCAAAAACGCCCCCUGCCGCAAUAUGAACCGUUUGAAGACGACCUCGGUAGGUCUCGCGAGCGCGACGAGGAGCACCGGUGUCGGAGCGGGCUCACCGUCGGUGAAUUCGAUGCCAAGGUUGCUCUGGAAAGCGGGUUAAAGAAGAACAAGCGCCUCCAACGGCACACGAAGGGCGGCUUCGUCUUCUGCUGUACGCACCGCGUAAUAUACGGGUUCCACGUCAUGCUCCGCGGAGAGUCGCCGCGAGAUCCUUUCACCGUCCUCUACACCCGACUCAAUCGGAGAGAUCUUCCUCUGGUCCUCGUACACGACAACGCUUGCAAGCUGCGCGCCUACGCGAUGCGGAGAGAGCCGGCGUUCUUUGCGGACGUUCGGUUCCUGGUCGAUAGAUUCCACUUCCACCACACAACCGCCGAGGCACACAAGUGUGGUCCAUCAUACAACACAGACUACUACGACUCUGUGCGAUGGGUCAAUACGUCGGCAGUGGAGUCGUGCAACGCGUUUCUUGUCACCUUCAAGACGCAAGCGUGGUAUAGUAGCCUCGUAGCGUUCAUGGUCAUCCUCGCUAACCUGAUCAGCGGACGGAAUAGCGAUCUCCCACGAGUUGACGCACCAAAGCUGCGCAUUGCGGGCAGAGCAGACACAUGGAGCCCGUCUGUACGGCACCGACUCUUGAUGUACUAA